UUAAUCAUUUGCAACACGAGCACAUUUUCCAGAGCACUGCGGAUGGAGGCCAGAUUCCCAGCAAUAACUUUGCAGACGCUCUAAUUUGACAAAAAGCAACAGAAGACAAACUGGUUUAGAACCACACCCUAAAGACUGAGUGGAAUCCUUCCAUAGCUCUGCAUCUAAAAAGCUCCUUUUUUUUUUAUCCUUGUAGACGAAACAACGUUUAUUCAACUGAGUCCGGCCCUUAGGACAGCAACCAUCUGCAACACAUUAGUUGUUUUUUUUAGGUCAAACAAAUAAACACAAACGAUUUCAGUUCGAAAAAGUUUUUGAAGUCAUAACUACCAACCUUUGUCGUCUUGGACAGGCAAAGACCACUGUGGGGAGGACAAGAAGAGAUCAUGAAGACAGCCAUCAAUGACAGACUUGAUGAAGCGGGUGUUGUUGAAGUCAGCAGACGGUUGCUGUCCUAAGGGCUGGACUCAGUUGGAUAAACGUUGUUUCAUCUACAAGGAGGAAGCGAGGAGCUUUUUAGAUGCAGAGAGCAUCUGCAACCUUCUCGGUGGGAAUCUGGUCUCCAUCCUAAGCAAUCUGGAGAAUGAGGUCGUGCUGGAAGUGAUUAAGUUGACGGCUGAUCCCGUUUCUGAAACCUGGAUCGGACUCCAUCAGGGGAUAGAGACGGACACCUUUCUCUGGACUGACGGCUCAGACUUUAAAUUUGAAUCUUUUGAGCUAAUGCUCAAUGCAGGAGAUUGUGCCGAGAUUGGAAAUAAUGAUGCACUCUGGAACCUGGACGACUGUACUGAAGAACACCCCUACGUUUGUGCCAGAGACGCUAAGUGCCCACACUGAUCAGUCUUCCUUUCCCACCACCCUGAUGACUCUUCUACAGGACGACCCCCACUUUAACAAUCUCUGGCUACUCAUUAGUAUUUUACACAGUCUGAUCGCUUUCUAAUUGAUUGCUGACAAACACGCAAGUUGAUGGUGCGUUGUGUCACAUUUAGGAACCUUGGCACACAAUCGGGGGAUUUGAUUCAACGUUACUCUUUUCAAUCUGAGGGGCAAAUGAAGUAUAUUUACUGCGAAGGCGGGGAAAAUGUGCAAAGGCUG
This is a messenger RNA of Nerophis ophidion (straightnose pipefish), 1098 nucleotides long. Its product is annotated as galactose-specific lectin nattectin-like. Gene Ontology annotation, molecular function: signaling receptor activity. Bases 403 to 837 code for a protein of 144 amino acids. The transcript is spliced from 5 exons. NCBI's taxonomy places the organism in Eukaryota, Metazoa, Chordata, Actinopteri, Syngnathiformes, Syngnathidae. The record is from RefSeq and is a predicted model, not a curated record.